Molecule: messenger RNA, 1479 nt
Organism: Suillus fuscotomentosus
Lineage: Eukaryota; Fungi; Basidiomycota; Agaricomycetes; Boletales; Suillaceae
Exons: 6
Coding region: 1-1479 (492 amino acids)
Source: RefSeq, a predicted model, not a curated record
AUGUAUGAUAUCUGGGAUGGUGCUGUCCUUCGAAACUUGAAGGGUCCCGACGGAAAACCAUUUGUUGGCGAGGCCAAAAAUCCACAAUCAGAACUACAUCUCAUAUUCAACGAGAUGCUGUGCUGCUGGAGUCCUGGGAUUACUUUUAUGAAGACCUUGCUUAAUCGUGGUUUUGGUGCCGUCAUUCGAGCCACUAUCAUCCCCCUCAUAUGUGAUCUACCAGCUGCACAGAAAACAGCAGGAUUUGCCAGUCACGGCUUCAAUUUAGGCGAUUUGGCACACUGCAUCCGGUGUGUCCUAGGCAUCGAUGCUGAUGCUCAGCCACCAGGAGAGGAGCAUGUCCAGCCCCACAACCCAGGAGAACAACAGAAUCAACUUGAUGGUGUCAUUGAUGCACUCAGAAAAGAGUCCAGAACAGGUCUCAUGUGCUUCUGCAGAGGAUACAUUAUGUCUAUGGCACUGGCUAACAAUGUUGCCCCGCAUGUCAAUUUGGGUGUCAAUUCUACCAGAUCUGCGGAGAGAGCAAGGACUCCAAAGUCAUCUUACAUUGAUGCACUGCUUGAGUGGGCUGAAAUCCACUGUCCUACUGUGCUUCCUCACCCAACUGCUGAUUUUUCUACCAUAUCAGCCAAGAUAUCCAAUCUCAUUAUCCUCCACAAAGGAAUUUUGCAUGAGGUAUGGUCUGACAUGGCUAAGACAACCAUACCUUUGUGGUUGAAAUGCAUACCUGCAAAUUUCAGCAGUGCCUCCCAUGGCAAAAUCGAAGCUGACCAAUGGUGCACUGUCUGCUUGGUGAACCUCGUCAUCACCCUUGGCCACUUACUGUCAUCUAGUUAUUUGGGGAAAAUGCAGUAUGCACCAACAACAACCAUGCAACUCAGCACUUAUCAGAGAGGGGAAAUAGAACAAUUAUUCAUGAAGUCAUUCUGUAGAGGAAGCAACCUCAGAGCCUCCCUCAUGCACGACAGCUUGCCUGAGGCCAUCGCAGAUUUGCAACACAUUGCACUUGAUUAUUUCAGUGCAGAUUUCAGGGGAACUUUACAUCAGGAUCUGAGCACCAUGGUAUUUGGCGUUGAUAGCCCUGAAUCACCAGUGCAGAUGACAAAGAAACACAUUAAGCUGUCCCCUGAUGUGUACUCAAGUCUCAUUUCACAUCUCAAUGCCUUGGAUGAGGGCAUGCAGUACCAGCACUAUGACAAGCCCGUGGUUUCUCAGUAUCUUCCAGUGGAACCAUACACUGUGCCUAAGAAAUCGAUUAAGUUCAAAGGUGUAAACCUCACUCCUACAUGGCAGCAUGUUGGCAAUAGCCAGGUCCUGCUGCACCCAACUGCAGGGAACUCGAUUUCAUGUGCAGCCUGGAUUCAGAAGAUCUUUCUGCAUACAUGCUCUGGCAGAGGGUCAAACAUAACUGAAACAUUCUAUGUUGUCAGGUGGUACAGAGAACUCAGCGAUGCCCAAGCUGCUCUGGAUCCCUAUUGA